Molecule: messenger RNA, 2175 nt
Organism: Paramacrobiotus metropolitanus
Lineage: Eukaryota; Metazoa; Tardigrada; Eutardigrada; Parachela; Macrobiotidae
Product: alkylated DNA repair protein alkB homolog 8-like
Exons: 10
Coding region: 159-2063 (634 amino acids)
Biological process (GO): tRNA wobble uridine modification
Cellular component (GO): nucleus; cytoplasm
Molecular function (GO): S-adenosylmethionine-dependent methyltransferase activity; tRNA binding
Source: RefSeq, a predicted model, not a curated record
CGGAUAUCUUUUUUUUAUCAAUUUUUUUACGUUCAUGUUUUCAGAAAGUUUUCGUGUCGAACCUUUCGAGGUGUCCUAAAAGAUCAGGUUGCUAUUUCCAAUCGGUUGCGCUUUCCAACAAAUGUGAUUGUGCUUUUUAAAUUUGUAAUCUGGAUGCUAUGGAGAAGCACAGCAGCCGACGAAAGCAUGAAAGCGGUAUCCGGCGGCUAGAAAAGCAGUUGAAGUUAUGGAAUAUACACUGCUUAACAUGCUCUUCUCCCACGAAAGUGUUAGGAGUUGGAAACGCCGGCUUGGCUUGCGGUUUUUCCGAACAGGACGUCAUAAACGAGAUUGCGAAGAUUUUUACUUUGCAAACUUCUUUGGGACAGCCAAUUCCGCGGACUGAGGUUACCAUGAUUGCGGACAAACAAUUUUCCCUCAUUUCCUGUGAAAACGAAAGCGCUGCAGAACAAAUUCAUCAAAGUAUCUCUGGGCGAUCUUUUACGACCAGCUUUGGAUCUGAAUUUCCCUGGUUUCCCGCAUAUCUCGCAGACUUCGAUCCGAGGCAGACACCGGAUUUAUUAUCACCCAAACAACCUCCUGGACUGCAUUACUACCCUGAAUUUGUAAGCCCCGAAGAGGAACAUCAGCUUAUUGGUUUUGUUGAAUGCGCUCUGCAGAACGUUCCAUCUAAAGACGUUUUACGAAACAGAACAGCACUGCAUUAUGGAUUCAGGUUUCUUUAUGGAUCGAACAAUGUGGAUAUGAAGAAGGAGACCGUCGAACCAAUUCCGGCAGUUUGUGAUCCUCUUAGAUCGAAGUUGGUCGCUUUGGGACUUUUUGAAAGACCUCCUGAUCAGCUGACAAUUAACAUUUAUCAACCUGGUCAGGGAAUACCAGCACAUGUGGAUACUCAUUCCGUUUUUGAGAACGGUAUUUGUUCGAUCAGUUUGGGCAGUCCGGUGGUGAUGAACUUCUCUCGUGGGUCAGCGACGUUGCCAGUAGUGUUGCAACCCAGAAGCGCAUUAAUAAUGAAGGACGAAUGCCGCUAUGCGUGGAAACAUGGGAUUACGCCGCGUACAACCGAUGUCAUUCCAGGAAACAACUCGCGCCGAGGAAGGCGUAUUUCGCUUACCUUUCGCUGUGUUCGCAAUCACCCAUGCACAUGUGCAUAUCCCGAUGAAUGCGACAGUCAGUAUACCAGACCUUCUGAUCACAGCAGAGCAAAUGAUGAGAACGCUGGUGGUAACCAAGAAAUCAGCUCAGAAUUAUCGCUGGAAGAAAGCCAUGUGUAUCAGGUUUAUGAAGACAUCGCAGCGCAUUUUAGUCAGACACGAUACAAGCCCUGGCCUAAAGUGGUGGAAUUUGUGGAAUCAAUACCAUGCGGCGGCGUUGUAGCGGAUGUGGGUUGUGGCAAUGGAAAAUAUCUUGGCUUAAGCAAACAAAUAUUCGAGGUUGGAUGCGACCGUAGUGUCAACCUGAUUGAUAUUUGCCGCGACCGGAAACUUGAGGUUCUGAUUAGCGAUGUACUGUCGUUGCCGUUCAGAGAUGGCUGCUGCGACGGCGUGCUGUGCAUCGCCGUGAUUCAUCAUCUCAGCUCUCAGGAGCGCCGAAUAAAGGCUUUGCGGGAACUAGUACGAGUAUUAUCAGUGAACGGCAGCGCAUUAGUGUACGUUUGGGCACUGGAGCAGAAAAAGGAUCAGAGAGUUUCUACUUAUUUGAAAGGCGGCGGCAAACCAAGUACCUCUUCGAAAGACGGAGGCGAUGAACGUGAGCAGACUCUUGAUGUCCUUCCCACUGAGGCGCGAUUGAAUACUGCCGAUAGCAGUGACGGCACCGAAUUGCCCAUUCAUACCAACCGGACCCAAUUUAAACAGCAAGAUAUUCUCGUGCCUUGGCAUCUCAAACCGAAACGUAAAGAAUGUGAUGCGGUGAAGCAAGACGAAAAAGUUUUUCAUAGAUACUAUCAUGUUUUUCGAGAGGGUGAGUUGGAAGAGUACUGCGAAUGCUUGGAUAAUAUCGAAAUUUUGCAGAGCUAUUAUGACGAGGGAAACUGGUGUAUUGUUUUGCGAAGAUGUUUUUAGUUGCAUAGAUUUUUAUUCUUAGAAUUCUUCUUUUUGAUUUCUGAUUACAAGGCAAAUCAUUUUGUCUAUACCAGUCUAUACGUAGGCAACCAAAAACAUACGUAUUCGUUUA